UUGUAAGUUAGUAUUUUUUAAGGUAGCUUCCAAAUUUUAUUAUAGAAAAAAUUGCAAGAUGAGAUUGUCGGUAACAUUUUAUUGUUUGCUAAAUCUGUUUGUCAUCAGUUUUGUGUGUGAAAUUUAUUUCUUGUAGUUUUGAUUUUAAAUAAUGAAUGGGUUCGUUGGAUGGGUAUAGAAGUAAAAGUUUUGAGAGGAAAAUGGUGGCUGGUUACUUGGUUCUGUAUAUGGAGUGAUGAGCAUUAAUGUUGUAAUUAUAAGUGAAGAUUUGGUUGUAGUACGGACGGGAGUGUGUAUAUAUAAUCCGAUUAAAUGUAACGCAUUGACAAAUUUAAUUGAGUAAAAGGGUGGAUGUACAUGGUUGUGUGUUUAAAGGAUUUCUGGUUUGAGAGAUGGUGUAAUAAAGAGUGAAUUGUUUUUAUCCUAAUUUACAGAUUUGCUCCAUGUGUUAAUAUAUAUAUAUAUAUAUAUAUGAUGAUGACGAUGAUGAUGAAAUGAAAUAGUAUGAACAGAAAGUUAGGAAAAUGCAAAAGGGAGAGGGCCCAUCUGCAUCUUCCUGCACAAGGGCAAGUAUUAAGAGAAAGUUCCAUCAAGUUGGGGAGGUUAGAUAUUGUACUAGUUAUCUUGUCAGUCACCUUUCUUUGCACAUUUACUCUCUAUGUCUAAUUACUUAUUACCUCUUGCAGGACAAGGGCCGCACCGCACGUUCAUCCAAGUUCAAUAGUAAACCAACAAAGUUGCCAGAAAAACGUAUACUACAACUAAUUCUCGACGUUCUGCAAAGGAGGGACACCUAUGAAAUAUUUGCAGAACCAGUUGAUCCCACUGAGGUGGAAGAUUACUACAAAAUCAUUAAAGAGCCUAUGGAUUUUGGUACAAUGAGGGCUAAGCUUCAUGAAGGAAUGUAUCAGAACCUCCAACAGUUUGAGCGUGAUGCAUUUCUGAUUCCCAAAAAUGCAAUGCAUUUCAACUCCUCUGGUACAGUUUACUUCAGACAGGCUCGUGCUAUAUAUGAUCUAGCUAAGAAAGCAUUUCACGUCCUAAAAACUAAUCCCAAAAACAUUGAAGUAGAAUUUCCAGUGAACAGACGUAGAUCGAUGAGAAGAUUGCAAAAUGAGGCCAGAGAUACAGGAUAUGUCAUACCAGAUGGUGCCCUUGAUGUUUCCUCCAAGAAUAUUGGACUUGGGCCUAGUGUUCCAUCAACAUAUAGAAGAAGCAAAGAAAGGCCUUCCCUAUCCACCAAAGAUGCUGCUCCGACUGACGGUGCAUUCUUAUUAGGUAAUAGACAUGCUCAAAGUUUUUCUUCUCUUGGUGCUGGUCGUUGUUCUGCAUAUGAAUUUUUCAGGCCUUCGCCUUACCAUGACACUAGCUCAUUUCUAUGUAACCAGAAUCCUGAGUCACUAAUUCUUAACAGGAAUGGUAGUUACAGAGAGAGCUUGAUGUCAUUUGCCAGAGACUUAGGACCAACAGCACAAACGGUUGCCAACGCGAAAAUGCAAGGGAGCUAUCCAUUUCUUCUCUCUCACACAACUAAAGGUCCUCCAACGUGCUUAGGAUUCGCUGCCUUUGCACAUGUACAAAAUCAAUCUAAUACUGGAGUUUUAACCUCAUAUAAGAAUCUAUCUAGUCCUGUUCGAGGUUUUUGCUCCGUUCUCAAAAGCACCAGUGAUAGGAUCGAUGUGUGUAAUGUUGCAAAGGGGGAUGAGACUUGUAAAAUAGCUGGCAUGCGCAGUCUGAAAGAGCCCCUUCCUUGCACAGAAUAUUCAGAGAAGAAACAUACGUCAAUUUUGUGCUACAAAAGGAAUGUUCAUAAAGUAACAGAAGGAGCCAAGAAAACUCUAAAUGGAAGUGAGAGAAAAGAGAAUUACUUGGGAACUCAUAUCAUUACUAUUGGGACAUCUGGGGAUACGAAGAAACCCGGCAGAAGAACUGCUAAGGUGGAAGAAAAUAAAGUUCUGCCAGUUGUACUAGCUCUAGAGCAAUCUCAUUCAAGUCUAUCUGAGGUGAAGUGGAGAAACAAGAAGAGUUCCAAUUUCACAUCACGUAAGACACGAUCACAAAGCAAGAUUGCAGAACCCAAUGUCACUGGGACAAUUUCAGGUCAAACUAAAAAUAAAAGCUUUAGAUCAAAGCACGAAAACAAAGCAGCUAUUUGUGCUCAAAACAACAAUUUUGGCAGCAGUAUCAACCCAACUUUUCUUGAGCCAAUGAGCCAGGCAUCAGAGUCGAAAUUGAGCAAGACUAUUCCUGUGAUGCCAUUUCCAGGAAUAAUGAGCUCCAGGUUCACUUUUGAUAUGCCGUUCUUGAAAGCUCAGCUAAAUCAAAUGAAUCCAGUAGGGAAAAAUGACAUGCCUCAAGUAUCAAGACAUAACAUGGAGUGGUCAUUGUAUGGUCAGGGAAGUAAUAAUAGGAUGGGCAGGGAAGUAAAUCUAUCCGUGUCGUCUCUGCAAGACAAACCAAACAGUACUCUGCAGACCAUGCCGACUUUCAAUUAUAAUUAUCAAUCAUCACAUCUUUCCAUAGACACUGAUUUGGCCCUUCAGCUCUGAGUUAGUUUGAACAAAUGCUGUUAAAUUAUCCCAAGUAAAUUGCUUGUUGGAUAUUGUUCUGUCAUGUAAAGCGUACAGUGCAUUGAAUUAAAAAUAUCCUCUGAGAAAGUUGAAUAUGUUAAUCCUUGUACAACUUGAAAUCAA
Messenger RNA from Solanum lycopersicum (tomato), 2693 nucleotides. RefSeq lists its product as uncharacterized. Lineage: Eukaryota; Viridiplantae; Streptophyta; Magnoliopsida; Solanales; Solanaceae. The record is from RefSeq and is a predicted model, not a curated record. Gene Ontology annotation, molecular function: protein binding.